Molecule: messenger RNA, 6380 nt
Organism: Corticium candelabrum
Lineage: Eukaryota; Metazoa; Porifera; Homoscleromorpha; Homosclerophorida; Plakinidae
Exons: 32
Coding region: 820-6201 (1793 amino acids)
Biological process (GO): multicellular organism development; negative regulation of apoptotic process; protein phosphorylation
Cellular component (GO): basal plasma membrane; plasma membrane; signaling receptor complex
Molecular function (GO): transmembrane receptor protein tyrosine kinase activity; ATP binding
Source: RefSeq, a predicted model, not a curated record
AUUUAGAACUCUAUACAGGCAAAGGAAAAUUGCUGCCUCCAGUGCCAUUGAGCUUGAUACCUGUACUCGAUCCAGCCGGUCACUGUAGGACAUGUGGCAGACCAUUCUACAAGGACGCCUAUCCUCUUGCCUGCAAUGAAAGCAACAUAGAUAACAAGGUGGGAGUAAACCACAAUUUCUUAGUAAGUUUUGUCAGACGGGCAAUUAGAGAGGCGUCAGUGGAUUUUGUUCUCAUGUUUGUACGUGGAGAUGCCGGCGUUCAUAUACAUCUGUCUUCCUGUUAGGUCAGGAUAACGACGACGACUAGGUCUAGUGCAUGUGAAUGAGUACCUACAGUACAUGCGAAUGGGUACCUACAGUGCAUGCGAAUGGGUACGUACCUACAGUGCAUGCGAAUGGGUACAGUACCUAGAGCUAGUGCAUGCGCGGUCAUUGUGAAUGACCUUGUAGCUCUGUAGCAUCCCGGUGGGUGUGCGCAUGCAUGGAUGCUAGUGUACAGUACAGUAUUGUCUCUUGCCUCGAUUUAGUGUGUGAAGACCGGCACUUUUAGACGUACUUUCUAGUGUCUAAUAGCUAACUUAUUUAUUCAUUAAGUUUCAUGUGUAUAUGCUAUCUUUAGCGGUGUCAUCAACCUUUGGAAUUUGAUAAAAUGCACGCCCCUGCCCGCUAUGCAAAUUAUUUAAUUUGUAGUUGCUGUUUGCUGGACAAAGUAGAAAGCGAACGCUGCGAGUCUUUGUGUGCAAGUUGUCAACCUCGUGUGCAAGUUGUCAACCUCGUGUGCCAUAUUUGUGUUCCGUCUCACUGCUGACGGGAUUAAAUAUGCCGCGUCCCGUCUGCGCUGUUUGUGUCAUCUACGCCGUUGUUAUACUCGUAUGCGCGUCGCAGACGCCGACACUUAAUCUGACAGGCCCGACAGCUCUUACUCCCGUUUGUGAGAGUACUCAGGCGUCUGUGUGCCUCGUGUACGGGUUGGUGCAAUGGGCUGCAGCUCCUGGUGCUGACUACCAAGUUGUUAUUUCUAUUCGACGGUCGAUGUUGCCUUUGCCGCUGGAGCUUCGUCGCGUAAGCGGCAAUGUGACAAGUUCACCAGUGCUGUUCAUGCUGGACAUCUCAGACAGUGAGUACAUGUGGAGUGCAAGCUUGGUAAGAGCUGGUUCGACAGUUGGCAAUGAUUCGACUCUGAAGGUGGCUCUACCGAAUGUUGUUAUUAUUACCAAGCCAGUAACUAUCACUUCAGGCAGACCAUUAAUUGAUCCAUGUGGCUAUGUUCACAAUCUUUCAAUCAUUGUUUCUGAUGUCUACAAUUCCGUCAGACGAUCAGGAGUUUCAUUAUAUCUUUCUCAAGAUUGGGACCUUAGUAAAGAAGCAGCACUAGAUUCUAGUGCAACCACAAUUGAUUUAGAAAUUCCAGCAAAAACUGAGUGGAGAGGUUCAUUCUACAUGGAUAAAAAUUUUGUUGAUUUUAACCAGUACUACAGAGUUGUAGCGCUGACAAUUGAAGAGGAACCAUUAGCUCUAAUUUCUGACCACCUCAAACUUGUUUCAGCAUCAAAUAGUGAGGGGUUCACACGCAUUUCUGCACAUGCUGGCCCACCUUCAUAUUUAGAUGUGGACGAUGGCGACUUCCUUGAAACUCUUACAAUAAAAAUAGACGAUCCUGGUGCUUUCAACAAUGCUCUACAGAAUACCGUCUAUGGCUUAGACAUUAAUCUUUGUUGGAAUGACGGUUCGCACUCGCUUCGUGUUUUGACUGCUGUUCCUCCAACUGUCAAAGGCUGGAUUGUCAAUUUGCCACUUCUGACUAGUGACUUUGAGUAUGAUCGGUCGUUCCUCUUUUACGUCCACAUCAUGUCAAGGUCCUUUAAGAAUGCUGGUUCUUCAUCGUACUCUCAAUCUCAAUAUUUUGCUGUUAGUAACGCUUUUGAGUGGUUGCCAGGUUAUCUAUUGCAAUUGGCAGACAAGGGAAUUUGUCUUAGUUACGAUAGCGUGAAUCUCACAGUCAUUAUCAGGGGUUGUAAUGCUACUGAUAUUAAGCAAAGAUUUGAAUACGAUCCUGUCAGCCAUCUUAUCAAAUAUGUGGGUGUAGCAUCACAAGGUGGCAUGUGUCUUCGAACUCUACAGCCAUCUGGAUUUAAAUUAGCAAGUUCACCUGUAGAAUUGAAGGUGUCUCCCUGCAAUGCUCAAGACCAAGACCAGAUCUUUCACACAAACUUCAGAUCUUGUUCAACAAAGAGUUGCCAAUACGUCGUUUACCAAAACAGAACAGAAGCUACUUUGGUACCCGGAAGCUCUACUAUGAAAACACGCUGCCUGGUGUUCCUUAACUCAAAGCCAAUGAUGAGACUAACAACAGGGUUAUUUUCGAUUUGCAAUUAUUGGAUAUCUGCAGGGUUUCCAGGUGGUGGACGUGAUAUUGGUGUGAGAACACCAGAAUACAGUUUGUGCUGGACUGUCGUCUCUCAAGCAGUCAAACUAGCUACAUGCCAUGCAUCAAAGAUAACCCAGAAAUUCACAUAUAGUCGCAACCGCAUACUACAAGUGUCAGAUGGCACAAGCACAUUGUGUGUUGAUUCAUUUUCACUCAGAGUUGCUGCCUGCGACAAACCUGCCAGAAAGUUUGUUUAUGAUCCAUUAACAGCACAGGUUGCAGUUAUUUCUGGUGAUGGGACAGUGCUCAAGUGCUUAGAUGCCCGCGGUACUAAUGGACUAGGCAAUCACAACUGUUUGGGUAUCAACGUGCGAGAUGAUAGAGACAUCGUCAUGUACAGUUUUGCAUUUUAUGGUUCUGUCUCGGUUCAAAAUGCUAUUCGUGUGAUGGCACCACGGGCUUCUCGCGAGUGGUUCGUCAACAGUGCUACUGGUGCAGUAGCAGGAUUUGUUUCAUGGGAUGCAGCCAAUACAGAGAGUGACUUGGAGGUUUGGAUUAGUCUUGUGUACGAGAUGAAUAGUAUGCAGUCUCCAACAACGACGGCUAUUGGACGCUCAGUGCUGUCUCAGAGUCACCGUAACAGUGGAUUCUACGGCUUCGAGAGUCGAGAGAUGUCUGCAGGCAACGAGUUGUUGCAGGUUGAGGUACUUGUACCGGGAAAGCCACCAGCUACUAGUGACUUAUUUAGGAUCCACGCUGGUCGUCUUGAACUUAUUCGUCCAACUGCACUGGAAUAUGAUUAUGUCGCAAAGAAGUUACGCGGGUCAAUGACCUGGAAGUACAUGUCUGCUUCUGGUGGUCCCAACUCUGUGGUGGACAUAUUCCUAUACUGGAGCCCUCAGCCAGUCAAUAUAACUUGGAUAGGAAACAAUGGUGUGGCUUCAUGGAUCAAUGUCAAUGAGUUCUACACAGGAGAUCACUAUGAUUUGAUGUACUCAUUUCGUACACCUGAUAGUCAAUCAUGUCAUUGCUUACAGCUGGCAAAUGGAAUCACGUCAGAUAGUAAUGCCUGGAAUGCUGCUGUUGGUGUUGACUUAUUGUCAGUAGGAGUUCUUCAAGCAGAGAGUUAUGCUGUUGUGGUGGUGUCUCGGCCACAGUUUAUGUACUCAUGGGGCACAGCUAGCAUAACUCUAACAAAUCUGUGCAACGACUCUCUUGGACCAGAAGAUGGUCAAAUUUCCGACAGUCAAAUCAAAGCUUCUUCUAGUGUACCCACAAGCACCGACCUCAGACUGAACUCAAUGAGUGGCUGGAAACCAAGUAUAGGAGCUGAACCUUAUUAUGUAGAGAUCUCUUUCUCCUCUCCAGUAAUCAUAUCAGCAGUGGCCACACAAGGUGUCGAUGAAGUUGUAGAGCGUUGGAUAUCUCGUUUUCAUUUGCUCUAUGUCAGCAGUGGAUUGACACCGUACAACAGAAAUGGGAAACUCGUGGUUUUUGAUGGUAAUGUAAAUGGAAAAGAUAUUGUAUACAAUAAGCUGCCAUACCCAAUUGAAGCAGUUGCCCUCCGGUUGGUUGCUGAUGAUUGGGGCAAGAGCAGAGGUCCCGGACUUCGUAUGGAACUCUAUGGAUGCAAUGUGUCUGAUGCUCUGGCAUCUUUCACUACUAAUACGAUGCCUCCAACAAGUGCUACAGCAAACAGUUUGCCAGGAAGUCCAAUUGGCAAAGCAACCACCAGACCCCCUAAGAAAGGUUCUGACUCAAACACUGUGAUCUACAUCGGUGCUGGUGUUGGAGGCGUUGUUAUCCUUGUUGUUGUUGUAUGUAUACUGCUAUGCUGCUGCUACUAUCAACGUAACAGCCAUGGCUCAGAAGACAUAUCCAAGCCUUAUACACCAAAACGAGUCUCAGUUACCAGUGACGAGCUUCUCAUCAAGCAUAGUCAAGAUUCAAAUCAGCAAGGUGCUGAUUCAGUAGUCCGAUAUGUUCGUGACACGUCUCAAACAAAGCCAGUCGAUCGGAGUGAUGCAUACCUCACAGUAAUGGAGAAUCCAGCAGCCGACAUCAAUGACAGUUACAUCGACUUGGAUGACGUCGUCGCAAUCAAACAGUUUGCAGCCGGCACACAAUCGGCACAAAUCAUAAGCCGUCAGGACUUGGAAUUAGGUGAGCUGAUGGGAUCAGGCGAAUUCGGCAACGUUUACAGAGGAAAGUGGAAGACCAAUGGAGCCGAAGUGGCUGUCAAGGCUCUAAAAGCCGAAGUGAGUAUGAACGCGAGGGAAGACUUUCUGCGGGAGGCAUCAGUGAUGUGCAGCUUGGAUCAUCCCUACCUGGUCGCUUUGCUCGGUGUAUCACUCGAGCAACCUCUGCUGAUUGUAACUGAGUUUGCAAUCUAUGGUGCCUUGCAAGACUACUUGAGAAAGAGAAAUCCUCGGAUGGAACUGACUCCAAUGGACGCUGUCCAUUUGGAUCAACAGUUGAAGUAUGCGGGACAGAUUGCUAGGGCCAUGAAUUUUUUGGCAAAAAAACGUUUAGUUCAUCGAGAUCUGGCAGCACGAAAUGUCCUCGUUUUUUCUCCCAAUGUAGUCAAGGUGGCCGAUUUCGGUCUGUCUCGUACGUUGGAAACCGAUCGUGACUACUACACAACCAUCCAGACGACUAAGUUACCACUAAAGUGGAUGGCUCCAGAAUGCUGGAACAAAGGCAAAUUCACGCCAUUAUCAGACGUGUGGAGUUUUGGUGUCACUCUGUGGGAAAUUAUGUCUUACGCUGCUCGUCCAUAUUAUGGAUUGCAGCCACAAGAUGUUAUUGCAUAUGUGGAGGCUGGGAAAUGCCUUGCAAAGCCUGAUAGUUGUCCAGACGCUGUAUACAAGAUCAUGCAGUCUUGCUGGAAAUUUGAUCCACACGAGCGCAUCACGUUCGAAGAGUUGAGUCAGAAACUAGGAUCGGAGCAAUAUGUUGAUGUUGCAACUCAGAGUAGGCGAUCGCGUGGAGUGGCAGGUCCGGUGAUGAUUGAUUAUAGUGCACUGACUAUGGGAAAGGAUCUCGGCGAAGGAGCUUUUGGUUCUGUGAUGCAGGCAUCGUGGAAACAACCGGAUGGGACAAACAAAGAAGUAGCCGUAAAGAGCAUUAGUCAAGAGGCCAGACCAAACGAUCGAGACGCUUUUUUGAAAGAAGCGUCCAUGAUGGUCUCACUACGGCACAGAAAUAUUGUUCAAAUGCUAGGCAUCAGUCUACCUCCAGGCACAAAAAGCCUGUUGGUUGUCUCCGAGCUGAUCCCACUCGGCAAUCUACUGGAUUACUUGAAGCGCAACCAAUUGCAGGACUCAAAACUGAAGAUGUUUGCACAACAAAUUGCCUCUGGGAUGGCAUACCUAGAAGAAGCUCGUAUUAUACACAGAGAUCUAGCGGCUCGAAAUGUCCUUGUUGCAGCUUCUGAUAUAGUCAAAGUCAGUGAUUUUGGCAUGUCAAAAGCAUUAGGAAUGACCCAGGAGUACUACAGAGUAUCGGGUCCUGACAAAAUUCCCAUCAGAUGGGUCGCCCCCGAGUCUAUUCUCUACUUCAAAUUCAGCAAUAAAAGCGACGUGUGGAGUUUUGGAGUCACUAUGUGGGAGAUGUGGUGCGGAGGUGCAAUGCCUUGGGCGGGUGUUGCGACGACCGACCUGGUGAUGAUGCUCGAGUCUGGAAAACGUCUGGAACAGCCUCGAGGAAUUUAUAACGACCAAGCGUGCUGUGAAGACGUGUGGAGAAUAAUGAACGCCUGUUGGCAGUAUGAUCCAAACGAUCGGCCUGACUUUGCACAAUUGAAAGAGCAACUCACUGAGCUGUGUGGGUAGUAAGCAAGUUGCAUUACUUAUUGAGUUCUGUAGGACUAAAGUGUAAUGCCAGGAAGGUGGUUUGUAUGCUUGUAUGUGUUCACUAUACUUUAUGUGACUUUUACUCACUAUUGAAAUUGAAUGACUAUUAGUAAUUUAGAGAUAAAUAGUUUCCCAUGUCUUUUGCUUCAGCUAUGCAA